Molecule: messenger RNA, 3718 nt
Organism: Dimorphilus gyrociliatus
Lineage: Eukaryota; Metazoa; Annelida; Polychaeta; Dinophilidae
Source: the annotation of a GenBank genome assembly
AAUGGAGGAAUUAAUUGAAAUAAAUGCAAGAUUAGAAUUUGAAAAGAAGACGUCUUUCACAGAAAGUGCAAAUUUAGAAGAGGAGUUGGCUAGAGCAAAGUUUAAUGCUAGCAAUAACCUUUCAAAAUCUCUUGGUGAACAACUUAAAGAUUCGUCAAAUGCAAAGAUACUUCGCCUUGAGAUGGAGAAUAAUCGUUUAACGAAACAAUUAGCCGAAAUGAAAGAGAAUGCUGCCUUGGAAUCUGCACAACGCUUAAUGGAAGUUGAAAAGGAGAAUGCACGUCUUAGCCGAAAGGUCGAAAGCAUGCAAGAGGUUCAAUUGAAAGAAAAUGAACAAAUGAUACUUUUAGAAGAGGAAAAAGAAAAGCUAACAUCGCAAAAGGUUGGCUUAGAAAAGACUUUGGAUACUGUUAGAGAAAACAUGGAAAGGCAAUUAAGAGAGUUUAGAGUUGAGAAUGAACAGUUAAAUUUGAAUUUAUCAUCGUUAAGGAAACGUUGCGAAAAGACGAACGACAUUAAGGUUGGCGAGAUGGAAAAAGAAAAUGUUAGGUUACAAGAUACUGUUAAAGAGAUUACUACAAGAUUGAGAGAUCUUGAAUUUGAAAAAAAGAAAAGAGAAUCAAACGAUAACAAAAUUCAAGAAUUAGAAGAGGAAAAUGAAAGAUAUGAGAAAGAGUGUAAUGAUUUGCAUAAAAAGGUGGCUAAAUAUUCUUUCAUUGAACAUAAAUAUGAAAAGUUAGAGGUUGAAACAGCUGAUUUAGAGGCUGAAAAUCGGAAAUUAAAUAAAAUCGCCUCGAAUCUUCGUAUUCGGGUAGAGAAAGGAGAGGAGGCGGAAAAGCAAAACAUUGCCUUAUCAACAGAAAAUCAAAGGUUAAAUAGAUGUUUGGAAAGUGUAAAGAAUACUUCUAUGAAAGCUGUUGAUUUUGAACAUGAGAAAGAGGAUCUAUUGAGGGAGAUAAAUAAAUUAAAAAAUUUGAACAAUCUCUCUAAGGAAGAUAGGAGUAAGAAUGAAAAGUUACAAGUUGAAAAUAUGAAAUUGACCGCUGAAACUCGCAAAUUGAGAAAGUCUGUUGAAAUAGCUACGAGUCGCUUGGAAGAGGUUCUCAGCGAAAGGUCAGAUAUAGAGAGGAGCUUUGAAGAUUUGAAAAGGAAGGCUAACAGAUAUGAAGAGAUUGAGAAGGAGAUAGAAAAAUUUGAAACGGAAAAUGCCGAUCUACUUAAUUGCAAGGCGGAUUUGGAAAAUGAACUCCGGAAAUUACGGCUAAUUGUUGAGCAGAGUCAAAAGAACUUUGAGGAGGAACGCUCCAAGUCGGUUGUUGUUGAGAGAGAAUUAAAACAAGUAAAGAGAAUUGCUGAUAGAUAUUUGGAAACAAACGUCAAAAUUCAAGAGUUAGAGUCAGAUAAUGGUGAAUUAGCUCAAAAGUGUGGAGUUCAGAGUAGGGAGAUAACUGUUCUCCGACAGGAUCUAGUCAAUGAAAAAAUUGGAUCGCAACAAUUGCGAAACGAUCUAGAGAAUAUGAAAAGGGAGUUAAAUAAAUAUAAAGCCAUUGGGGAAUAUACGCAAAAGGCAGCCUCUGACGAGGAAAAGUUCAAAUCUCUUGAACACUUAAUGCAAGACGCGUUCAAAAGAAGCCUGGAAUUAAAAGAUGAAAAAAUUCGAGAACUCGACACAAGAUUAGCCGAAUCAAAAAAUCGUAAUAUCCAAAUCCAAGAAACUCUUAGAUCUGUUCAGAGGGACCAUAAUGUUCUCCUGCAGAGGGCUGAAGAGGAUAAACUUUUCUCAAAAUCUCUGUCUAACGACUCAAAAAAUCAUGUCAAAAGCCGAUUAGGUAAUGAAAUUAUUGAAUUGAAAGAUCAUCUGAUCCAAUUGGAAAGAGCUAAUGCUACACUGGAAACAGAAAAUCGUUCAAUGCAAAUUCAUACGAAUAAAUUACAGGAGAAAAAUGACAAUUUAGAAAAGAUUCGCAAUGAAUCGCAAAUUGAAGUUCGAUCCUGUCAGGGUAGAUUGGAAUCCUUACAACGUCAGAAUGCUCAAUUACAAGUUGAUAAUCGAACUUUUCAAUCUCAUCUAACAAGUUGCCAACAACAAUUAAACGUUGCCCAAAAGACGAAAGCGUCCAUUAGUGGCGAACUGGAAAAUGCUCUUAGACAAUACGAGAAAUUACAAGAAGACUGUGAUAAACUACAAAAGUUAAAUGAUCAGUUAAAUGCCGAAAAUGACAGAUUUGCAAAAGAAUUUAGCAAUGCGAAAAGAGCCGGUGAAGACGAAUGGAAACACCGAAAUGAUAUCCUGCAGAAAGAAAUAGAAAGGCUGCAAAAGAGUAAAGCUGAACAAGAAGAUGCUAUAAGGGAAGCUGUUGACCAAGUUCGGGAAGCCGACUUGGAAAUAUGCAAGUUAGGCAAUAAGGUAGACUCUUUAGAGCAAAUUGUUUGUAAAUUAGAGGAAGAAAACAGAGGUUUAAUGCUACAAUUACAAACAAUUCUUAAUCAAAAUCAAGAUUUACUGACUACUGUAUUAGAAAGUAAACAGCAUAUGCACGACGAACAAAGACAUUAUCUAGAAAAAAUGAACGAUUUAAGAAGACAAAAAGAGAAACUAGAAGAAAAGAUAAUGGAUCAAUAUAAAAGAUAUGAACCAUCACCUAAAAGGAAAACUAGUUUUGCCGCCAACCUAGUACGAAGAGCGAAAGGUAUGAUGACAAGAACUAAAAGUAAAGAAUGGGGUAAAGCAAGCGAAAUUAAAGAAGGAGAAGAAAACUCUAGUUUUGGAAGUGGCAGUUUCGGUAGUGGAAGUUUCGAUGAAAGUGGAGUAAGAAGAGGUGGCAAAAAAUCUACUCCGUCAUCGAUGUCAAAAUCGAAGAAUUUCGCACGAUCGACAACCGCAAUUAAUCUUGUUGGUAAUGGGCAUACUUCAAACAUUAUGCGUAGUGCAAAAUCAAGCGAAAAUCUAUUUGGUGAUGAUAUGGAUAGUAGCUGGAACACUUCUAAUUCCAAACGAAAACACGUCAGAGAUCUAAGUUUGAUGAUAAAUUCUUCCGAUCAGACAAGCAUUUCUGAAGAUGGCCCAGAGGAACAAAUAACUCUUAGUCAAUUUUUGAAUGAAAGUAAUAAAUCUCCUAAAUCUAGGAGAAAAUUCUUACUAGAAAAGAAAGUCGAUCUAACUGCGCCCGACACUGAAGCAGAUAUUAAAGAAACUGAUCUUGCUAAUCAAGGCCCGAGAUCUGCAACCAUUAUGGAUGAUGAUGAGCAGAAAGCUCUGCGGCAUCAGACUCGCGCCAAGUCUGAAAUGAACAUUCCAAUUAGUCAAUCUCCUCAAGCCCGUCCUCAUAGCGUAAUGGGUAUGCCUGAUCAACAGCCUCAAACUACGCAAACUCUUCCAAGACAUUAUUUUAGACCAAAGUCGGCUGUACCAUAUGAAUCUGACCAAAAUGGAUAUCAAAAUCGACCAAAAGAGAGGGAAAUGCGAACGGAUUCUUAUGCACCGGGUAGUGUGAGAAAUCUUGUAAAAUCGUACCAUGAGGCUGCCAACAAUCGCCCUGAGCCUCCGGCUCCACCUCCCAGAAGAGUACGACCCAUUAUUGGAAAUCCAAAAUCCGCAUUUUCAAGACCCGAUUCAGGCCGGAAAUUACCUUCAACUCCAACUAGUGCUGGUUCGACACCGCCAAAACCGGAUGCAAAGAAAAAACCUGGUAUCUGGUACGAAUACGGAUGCGUUUAA